UAUUUCAGCCGCACAGAUGGCAGCACCUUACGGAACUCCCUAAACAAAAACGAAAAGCUCUCGUAUUUUCUUUCUGCUGUAACGUUUUAAUCGUUUGUGUUGCUUGUAACUAUAUUCUGGUGUGCUGGCGUACAUUUUUGACUGUCAAAACUCUGCACUCGAUCUGUACUGUGACACUUGUGUGUCGCCCAUCUACCCUCAGCUCAUUGAUCACAUUUAUCUUACACAAUGGGUGAACGCAAGGGACAAAAUCAUUACUACCCCCCGGACUAUGAUCCACGCAAGGGUAGUCUCAAUGCAUUUCUUGGAACCCAUGCCUUACGAGAACGGGCUCGAAAAAUUCAUAUGGGCAUUCUCAUCAUUCGUUUUGAGAUGCCUUACAACAUUUGGUGUGAUGGCUGCAAGAAUCAUAUAGGCAUGGGAGUCCGGUACAAUGCAGAAAAAAAGAAGAUAGGGAUGUAUUACACAACCCCAGUUUAUCAGUUUCGUAUGAAAUGUCAUCUGUGUGAUAAUCACUUUGAAAUUAAAACUGAUCCAGGGAAUCUAGAUUAUGUCAUAGUUUCUGGUGCAAGAAGACAAGAGAAUCGCUGGGAUCCAACACAAAAUGAACAAGUUGUUCCCGAGGACAAGGACACACAAAAGCGCCUUUUUGAUGACUCUAUGUAUAAACUGGAACAUGGAAACAAAGAUGAGAGCACUGCUAAGAGAGUUGCUCCAGUUCUGGGUCGUUUAAUGAACAGAAAUGAAGAAGCUUGGAAGGAUGAUUUUGCAGCUAAUGCAGCUCUCCGUUCAAAGUUUAGGGCCAAGAAAAAGGAAUUAAUGAAGCAGGAACAGAAGGAUGCAUUACUGCUCCGUAAAUCAUCUCUUAGUAUAAAUUUGCUCCCAGAAAAUGAAGAAGAUAUUCGCUUAGCAUCACUUCUUGCCCUAGCUCCUUCAAAAACUAUGGUGGAAAAUCAAGAAACUGUUCGUGAAAAUAUAAUGAAGCGUCCUGCAUUACCAAGUAGUAAUGGAACAUCUCCUGGGUUUCUUGGAAUGCAAAAUGCUAGAAGACUUGAAGAACAACAUAAAAUACGUAAAAAGAUUGGCACAAUAGUUCGUACAAAGGUUCAGGUGAAGAGUUUUUCUCCAUCCAUUCCGUCAUCAGAUGACAGCAUAGCAAGUGAUGUGUCAAGUCCAUGGGAUUCAUCACUAUCAUCCGAGAGUGUUGCCUCACCCUUAUCCACUGAUACACUCAGCAUCACCUCUCCCCAACCAAAUGAGGAGCCUGAAGAUGAACAAUUGGAACCAGUUGAAAAAAGAGUUAAAACUGAUGGUCCCACUAGUUCUACCUUAGAGCAAAACAUUGAAUCAGAAAAGCGUAUCAGCAGUGUCAAGACAGGCUCCUUGGUAUCAUGCGACUAUGAAUCAUCUGGUUCUGAUGAUAAUUGAAUGUUUACUUUUUUCAUGUAUCCAUGCAUUUUUAGAUGUAAUGGAUAUGUGAUGUGUCUGUGAUACCAGCCAAUUAAGUUGUUUAUAAAACAAGAUGUGUCUGUGGUAUAUUGUCAAAGAAAUUGUUAUAAAAUAUCUAUAAAUUUUA
Molecule: messenger RNA, 1576 nt
Organism: Thrips palmi
Lineage: Eukaryota; Metazoa; Arthropoda; Insecta; Thysanoptera; Thripidae
Product: coiled-coil domain-containing protein 130 homolog
Exons: 6
Coding region: 229-1428 (399 amino acids)
Biological process (GO): mRNA splicing, via spliceosome
Cellular component (GO): post-mRNA release spliceosomal complex; U2-type spliceosomal complex
Source: RefSeq, a predicted model, not a curated record